UUACCCAAAUGGAACUGUGUUUUUUCGUCUUGUGCAGAGCUGCGUUCAGAGCUAGUUUCAGUGACGGAAAUGGCUGGUGCUGAUAAUGUCGCCCAUGAUAUUCAAUCUAUCCUCUCUUCUUCGGAGAGGGAUUAUCUCGUUCGGAAUAACGGCGAUCAGGUACAAAUUGAGAGCUUGAAAGGGAAGAAAGUUGGUUUAUAUUUUUCAGGAUCUUGGUGCGGCCCCUGCCGACGAUUCACCCCUACUUUGGUGGAGUUGUACAAUGAAGUCUCACCUAAAGGUGACUUUGAGAUCAUCUUUGUGUCAGCUGAUGAAGAUGAAGAUUCCUUCAAAGGUUACUUUUCAAAGAUGCCAUGGCUUGCUGUCCCAUUUUCUGAUUCCGACACGCGCAGUAGCCUCGACCAAUUGUUCCAAGUGCAAGGGAUUCCCCACCUCGUGAUUCUGGACGAGAAUGGGAAAGUCGCCACUGAAGAUGGAACUGAGGUUGUACUUGAGCAUGGAGCUGAAGCAUACCCUUUCACACCAGAAAGGAUCAAAGAGUUGAAAGACCAAGAAGAGGAAGCCAAGAGGAACCAGUCCUUGAGAUCUCUUUUGGUCUUUAAGUCACGAGACUUCGUUGUAUCUUCUGAUGGGACGCAAGUACCUGUGUCUAAACUUGAAGGGAAGACAGUGGGUCUGUAUUUCUCAUAUUUUGCGUACAAACCAUCCGCUGAUUUUACCCCAAAGCUUGUGGAGGUUUAUGAGAAGCUGAAAGCAAAGGGGGAGGACUUUGAGAUUGUGUUGAUAUCCGUUGGUGAUGAUGAAGAACCGUUCAAACAAGGACUGAAAAAUUUGCCCUGGUUGGCAUUGCCAUUCAAGGACAAGAGCUGCGAGAAGCUUGCUCGCCACUUCGAGCUAUCAACCUUGCCCACCUUGGUUAUUAUUGGGCCAGAUGGAAAAACCCUUCAUUCCAAUGUGGCUGAGGCCAUUGAAGAGCACGGCGUUGCUGCAUACCCUUUUACUCCUGAGAAGUUUGGAGAGCUUGCUGAGAUAGAGAAGGCCAAAGAGGCAGCUCAGACUUUUGAAUCUAUUCUGGUUUCUGGAGAUCUAGAUUUUGUUUUGGGGAAAGAUGGGAUCAAGAUUUCAGUGUCAGAUUUAGUGGGGAAGACAGUCCUCCUAUACUUCUCAGCUCAAUGGUGCCCACCAUGCCGUGCAUUUCUGCCAAAGCUUAUAGAAGCAUAUCACAAGAUCAAGGCCAAAGACAACGCACUUGAAGUCGUCUUCAUAUCCAGUGACAGGGACCAGGCCUCGUUUGACAAAUUCUUUGCUGAAAUGCCAUGGCUGGCGCUUCCUUUUGGUGACUCUAGGAAGGCAUUCUUGGGUCGCAAGUUCAAGGUGCAGGGCAUUCCCAAGUUGGUGGCCAUAGGACCUAGUGGCCGAACCAUCACGAAAGAAGCCAGAGGACUCAUCACGCUUUAUGGUGAUGAAGCCUAUCCUUUCACUGAGGAAAGGGUGAAAGAACUUGAGGCAGCAGCUGAAGAACAACGGGCAUUGGAGGAAGAGAAAUCUAAACAAGGUCCCAAUGAGGAAGAUGAGAAUAAGAAAGAUGGGUGGGUUUGUGAUGGAGAAGUUUGCACUAAAGCCUGAGCAAGAGUUAAGAGUGAAGACUGUUUGUUGUAUUGAACUUGUCCCUUGCCUCGUAUGUAUCUCGUGUGUGUACUUCAAAGUAUGUAUAAUGUUGUGUUGGAUUUUAAUGUUAUAAAUAAACAUUUUUAGCUA
Prosopis cineraria is the source of this 1758-nucleotide messenger RNA. Its product is annotated as probable nucleoredoxin 1. Gene Ontology annotation, molecular function: thioredoxin-disulfide reductase (NADPH) activity. The coding region runs from base 70 to 1626 and encodes 518 amino acids. The transcript is spliced from 4 exons. The record is from RefSeq and is a predicted model, not a curated record. NCBI's taxonomy places the organism in Eukaryota, Viridiplantae, Streptophyta, Magnoliopsida, Fabales, Fabaceae.